AUGGCUCUCGAACGUGGUAAUGGUAAGGAAAAACUCAGAGUAAUGCCAUUUGGUCUAAAGAAUGCAGGCGCAACCUACCAACGACUGAUGGACAAAGUAUUCCAUCACCAAAUAGGUCGGAACAUGGAAAUCUAUGUCGACGAUAUGGUCGCCAAGACCACCCAGGAAAAGUCACACUGCGACAACCUCAAAGAGAUAUUUGAACAAAUACGAGCAUACAAGAUGAGACUCAACCCAGAAAAAUGUGCCUUUGGGGUGCAAGGAGAGGAAUGCGAGAAAGAGUUCGCCGAGUUCAAAACCAUUUUGUCAUCACCACCAGUGCUGCAAAGACCAGAAGUUGGUAAACCUUUAUACUUAUAUUUGUCUAUUUCUAACUAUUCUAUAAGCUCGGCUUUAGUUAUUGAGACAGGAAAAACACAGCAACCGGUAUACUUCGUCAGUAGAGUCAUGCAAUCAGCAAAACAAAGGUUGGCAUUAAAGGCACAGAUCCUCGCAGAUUUUGUAUCGGAACUAACCUCGAGCGAACACAACAAAUUCUGGGAACUACACGUCGACAGGGCGUCCAGCCGAGGAGGAAGCGGAGCUGGGAUAAUUCCAAAAGAAGGGGACAACAUGGUGGCUGAGCAAUCCCUCCAGUUCCACUUCCCAGCAAGCAACAAUCAGGCCGAGUAUGAGGCCCUCAUAGCUGGACUCAAGCUCGCCCUCAACUUCCAGGUACAAAGCCUAACAGCACACUGUGAUUCUCUCUUAGUGGUUCAACAAGUUCGAGGAGAAUAUCAGGUAAAGGAUCCUUUGCUAGAGCGAUAUUGGCUCGUAGCAAAGGAUCUCAUUUCAAAGUUCAGUUCAUUCAUUAUUCUACAUGUGCAUAGAGAAAAAAAUAUUAGAGCCGACAUAUUAUCCAAACUUGCCGCCACUAGGGCGGACACACAAACGUCGGCAUUAUCACAGCUCACACUUAAAAAGCCCAGCAUUGAAUUACUAUCUAUAAGCAUUAACAACCUCCAUGACUGGAGAACACCCUUUCUUGAGUACAUCAAUACAGGUGGAGAACUAUACAGACGCGGCAUCUCGCAACCCCUACUAAAAUGCCUAUACACUGAUGAGGCAAGGGAAGUGAUAGACGAAGUUCAUGAGGGCGUAUGUGGAAACCACAUCGGAGGACGAGCUCUCGCCGCAAAGAUCGUCCGAACAGGAUACUAUUGGCCGACCAUGAAAAGAGAUUGCAUAACAAAAGUCAAGACAUGUGACAAAUGUCAAAAGCACGAAGCCAUCUCUACAAAGCCGGCCGAGGUACUACACAGCAUGGAGACCAAUGGGCAGGCCGAGGCUGCUAACCGAUUUAUAUUGCAGGCAAUAAAAAGAAAGCUUGACAAUACGAAGGGUGAAUGGGCCGAGCUAAUCCCAGAAAUAUUGUGGAGCUACAACACAACAAUACAAACCACCACGGGUGAAACACCCUUCAAACUAGUGUACAGAUCAGAAGUACUAAUUCCAGUAGAGGUCGGGACUCCCACAAUCAGAACCAAGCUAUACGAUGAACAAUACAACACAUACAUAAGGAACGCCAAGCUUGACCUCGUCGAGGAAGACAGAGAUAUCGUGGCGAUCAAGCAGAGAGCCAUGAAGCAAUUGGCAGAAAGAAAACACAAUAGAAAGGUCGUUCCAAGAACAUUCACUAAGGACAAUCUAGUCCUCAGACGAACCGAAGAUGCAAGACAACCUCCUUCACACGGCAAGCUCGCCGCGAACUGGGAAGGACCUUUCUGA
This is a messenger RNA of Arachis stenosperma, 1767 nucleotides long. RefSeq lists its product as uncharacterized. The transcript has 6 exons. The record is from RefSeq and is a predicted model, not a curated record. NCBI's taxonomy places the organism in Eukaryota, Viridiplantae, Streptophyta, Magnoliopsida, Fabales, Fabaceae. Bases 1 to 1767 code for a protein of 588 amino acids. Gene Ontology annotation, molecular function: RNA-DNA hybrid ribonuclease activity; nucleic acid binding.